UUCUAUACAGGCAGAAGGUGAUGUGACUGACACACACAGGAGCUGCUGAAAACACAAGAAGAGUCCUCCACAACACAACACCGAUAAUGACGGGGUGACUGACGGUGGUGGGAUGCGAGGAGGGGAGAAGAUAAUAUUCCGCCGGGAAUAUAUUAACCUGAUUUAUACCACGAGGAAAAGUGGAGCGACACGUGCACACAGUGGGAAAUGAGAGGACAAGGUGCUGCAAAAUGAAGACACCUAUGCACCAUGGAGUUGCUGUGUUUCUCGUCAUCACUCUGUGCGCCAGCCUGUUCCUCGUCUACAACGGCGGUUUCCACGGUAGCACCAGUGAGAGCGGGAUGGCGGGUGCGGCAGGGGGGUCCAGAGACAGGAGCGAUGCCAGGAGAAGCUGGCAGACAGAGCAGCAGCAGAAAGCCUCAGUCAGACCAGCAGUCCUACAGGGAUACAGCAGCAUCAUCGACCACAAGCCUCUGAAAAUGCACUGCCAUAGCUGUGCGUUGGUGACCAGCUCCGGUCACCUGAUAGGUGGUGGUCGCGGCGAGGAGAUCGACCGGGCGGAGUGUGUGAUCCGUAUGAACGACGCCCCCACGGCGCGGGGCUAUGGUGGAGACGUUGGGCGCCGCACCUCGCUACGUGUCAUCGCUCACUCCAGCAUGCAGAGGGUCCUACGGAGCCGUCACGAACUGCUCAACGCAUCCCAGGACACAGUGUUUAUCUUCUGGGGGCCCAGUAAUUACAUGAGGCGAGAUGGGAAGGGUCUGGUCUACAACAACCUGAGGUUGAUGAACCAGGUGCUGCCCAAACUAAAGGUCUACAUGAUCUCCUGGCAGAAGAUGUUGCAGUCUGACGAACUCUUCAAGAGGGAGACGGGCAAGGACAGGCGUAUCUCCAACUCGUGGUUGAGUACUGGUUGGUUCACUAUGACCAUAGCUCUGGAGCUGUGUGACCGGAUCAAUGUCUAUGGCAUGGUGGCUCCAGACCACUGCAGAGAGCCCCAGCCCCCAUCUGUCCCCUACCACUACUACGAGCCCCUCGGUCCAGAGGAGUGUGCCAUGUACAUCAGCCACGAGCGAGGCCGCAGGGGCAGCCAUCACCGCUUUAUCACGGAGAAGAGGGUCUUCGCCAGCUGGGCUCGGACCUUCAACAUCCACUUCUACCAGCCUGACUGGGAGCCCCCGCCGCUGGCCCCCGCUAACCGCACGCCGCUAGCCCCCGCUAACCGCACGCAGGGGGAGACGGUCUCGGUCAGCAUACGUGACUGGCGACCAGAAAUGGAAGUUGGAUGGUGACAGUGAAAGCUGGGCAUCUGUGGAAAAGCUGUAACUCAAAUGGGACUGAGGACUGAGCUGGAGAUGGUGACCACAUGGGACGGUCCAAAGUCUUCUGACCACAACUGAAUGGUUCAUACAGUAGGAUACUGACUGCACAUGGUCCUUCACUGAGGAUCGACCGUCCUCCUCUAGCUAUCCGUCAUGGACAACUGUAGAAUAAUGACUGCAAAACGUCCUUCACUGAGGAUCGACUGUCCUCCUCUAGGCUGUCAUGGACGACUGGAAGGACCAAAUACAGCUGGCUGCUCCAUAGGCUACUAACCACAACUAGUUUGAGCUGGAUGGCCGUAAGGGUUACCGACCACUAGUGGUACACGGGGCAGCAACCGCCAGACUAGAUGUGAUAAAGUGAAAAUGUGAGGCCGCACCCAACCCUAACCCCUGACCCCUAACCCCUAACCCCUGACCUCUAACCCCUGACCCCUAACCCCUGACCCCUAACCCCUAACAUAGAAAAUGUAUAGUAGGCUACAGUCAGGGACUGUGGAUGUUUUUGACAAGAGGCACAGUAUUGUUUUAGCCUGAUCUCGAUGUGUUUCUGCUUUGAAUUUUGUUAGUCAACUUGUCUAUAGUUAGAUACAUGUAGCUUCUCGUCUGUCAUUACAUGUUGCCGUAGAAACUAAAUCAACCAGAAUAAUGUUGUACAUCGAUAGGAUGAACGCUUCUCUGCUUCUUUCAUGGCGAGAAGACCUUUAGGGACCGGGGAGAAAAUGCAACCUUUAGAGACCGGGGAGAAA
Messenger RNA from Oncorhynchus keta (chum salmon), 2071 nucleotides. RefSeq names its product ST6 (alpha-N-acetyl-neuraminyl-2,3-beta-galactosyl-1,3)-N-acetylgalactosaminide alpha-2,6-sialyltransferase 5a (gene st6galnac5a). The transcript is spliced from 6 exons. The record is from RefSeq and is a predicted model, not a curated record. Lineage: Eukaryota; Metazoa; Chordata; Actinopteri; Salmoniformes; Salmonidae. Gene Ontology annotation, biological process: oligosaccharide metabolic process; ganglioside biosynthetic process. Gene Ontology annotation, molecular function: alpha-N-acetylgalactosaminide alpha-2,6-sialyltransferase activity. Bases 231 to 1292 code for a protein of 353 amino acids.